Molecule: messenger RNA, 420 nt
Organism: Macrosiphum euphorbiae (potato aphid)
Lineage: Eukaryota; Metazoa; Arthropoda; Insecta; Hemiptera; Aphididae
Source: the annotation of a GenBank genome assembly
AUGCCUGAAUUCAUUAAUAAAAAUGUUGGUCCAUUUGUAUCUCAUCGGCGAACCAUGCAAAGGCAUAGAAAAUCUAAUCAACCAACAUCACCACAAACCAUGACCGAUUUACAUUACCAAUUGACUGGAGACUAUGUUCAUCUUCCAGUGAUGGAUAAUGUACCUAUUUAUAUGGGAAAAAUAGGCACUGACCCCGAAGAAGGGAUAACAAUGUUGUUUGUAUUACCAGAAAUUAAAAAUAUACUGAGGACUGGAUCAACGUUUUUGAUGGAUGGUACAUUUGCUGCUGCUCCAUCAUUUAACCGGGAGUGUCAACAGCUAUAUGUUAUAAUGGGUAUAACAUUCAACACCGGAUUCCCAAUUGCAUUUGCUUUGAUGUCAAGAAAGACAGCGAGGGCUUACAAUGCCUUAUUUAAAUAA